AUGAUAUAUGGGCCUCAUCAGAAGAGUCUCUAUGGGUGGGCCUAUCAAUCUCCAAAAGCAAUAACUGGCCUGACAAAAAUUCUGGAGAGCGAAAAACAUCCUACUCAGACAGGAGGAUUAGCAGCAAUGGCUAUUGCAACAAUAGCAGCAGUAGCAACAAAGCCAUCCUCAAUACCCCUACUAACAAGACAAAGACGGAAAUGGGUCUUCACUCCUUUGGCUUUCUGUUCUUCUUCUUCUUCACGGUCAGCAAGUGGAAGAAAACUGAUUCUUUAUUCGAAGCCUGGAUGUUGUUUGUGUGAUGGCCUUAAAGAGAAGCUCCAGGCGGCAUUCUUGCUCUCUGGCUCUCAUUCCCUCCAGGAUGUUGAUUUACAGAUAAGGGAUAUUACCAGCAAUCCUGACUGGGAGAGGGCUUACCAGUAUGAGAUACCUGUUUUGGCCAAAUUACUAUCUGAUGGCACUGAGGAAACUUUACCCAGAAUAUCUCCUCGACUUGGAGUGGAGCUUGUCCACAAAAAGAUAGCAGCUGCUUUUACCCAAUAA
Dovyalis caffra is the source of this 543-nucleotide messenger RNA. The record is from the annotation of a GenBank genome assembly. Lineage: Eukaryota; Viridiplantae; Streptophyta; Magnoliopsida; Malpighiales; Salicaceae.